UCACGAGUUGAAGGUCUUUAAAGCCCUCUCCACCUUUGGGUCUGACGGGAGGGAUUACAACAGUGCUUGCUGUCGGACUCAGAUCUGGUCCUCUUCCAAACUCACUGACGGUCACACACACACACACACACACACACACACGCACACACAGCAGGACAAUGCCCGAGGCUGAUGUGCUGUAUUCUGAUGUCAGCUUCGCAAGAGCGACGGGGGGCGCCAAGGAGACCACGUCCUCAUCAGCUGAAACGACCUAUUCUGAAAUUAAUGUCUUGAAAACCCAGCCGCCCGCGGAGCCGCCCGUGUAUAAAUACAUUCAAAUCACAGAAUGCCUCCAAAUGCUGAAAGCAGACUAUGAUGCUGUGGAUACAAAUCUCACAGAGAGGCACGGGAAAACCAAACCAAGCCACACGGUGCAGCCUACGUGCCCGAAACCUCCUGGAGCAAAAAUCGGUGGCACGUGUCUGAAGUGCGACAGGGGCUGGGAGCCGCAUGGGGGGACGUGCUACUAUUUCUCCGGCGGUAGAGCGACCUGGGAGGUGAGCAGAGAUGAAUGCGUACGGCUGGGCGGAGACCUGGUUCAGAUAAACGGCGUGGAGGAGCAGGUAAAGCGCGCUGCUGCGCGUUCACGUUUUUCCGCAUGUUUCCUCGCGUCUCACGGGGUCAAUGUCGUCCACUUUUUUCCUCUCCAGAGAUUCCUGGUCGAUAGACUGAGAGAAAAAAUGAAGUAUUCUGAGGACAAGUUCUGGAUCGGACUGACGGACUCAGAGCACGAGGGCAGAUGGUUGUGGGUUAACGGCUCGUCGCCGGACCCAAGUCUGACUUUCUGGAGCGGCUCUGAGCCGGACAACUGGACCGGGGAGAAUAGCGACGGAGAGGACUGCCUGAGGAUGGGGGAGAAGUACGGAGCUCGGGACCUGAAGUGCUGGUUUGAUAAAUCCUGCAAAGUGCCUCACAAAAGCAUCUGCGAGAAACAACAAGGCACUGGACAUUAUAUGGUCACAUGUGUCUGAAAUCUAGUUGAGCUCCAGGCUGCAGCCGGUUCAACGACCUGUGGCACGGUGCUGGUUUUUUCUUUUAAGUUAGUGUCAAAAAACAAUGGAGGAGCUCGCAAACGUUUGAAACCGCGUCUACUCCUUCCUCACCUAGAGUCCAUGGACAUUAUAUAUCGCCGAACGCAAGACGUCUCCUACCUUCAC
Molecule: messenger RNA, 1196 nt
Organism: Xiphias gladius (swordfish)
Lineage: Eukaryota; Metazoa; Chordata; Actinopteri; Istiophoriformes; Xiphiidae
Product: C-type lectin domain family 4 member E-like
Exons: 6
Coding region: 159-1010 (283 amino acids)
Source: RefSeq, a predicted model, not a curated record